Messenger RNA from Laccaria bicolor S238N-H82, 1831 nucleotides. RefSeq lists its product as uncharacterized. The transcript is spliced from 12 exons. Lineage: Eukaryota; Fungi; Basidiomycota; Agaricomycetes; Agaricales; Hydnangiaceae. Gene Ontology annotation, molecular function: symporter activity; nucleoside transmembrane transporter activity. Gene Ontology annotation, cellular component: membrane. Gene Ontology annotation, biological process: nucleoside transmembrane transport. Bases 68 to 1831 code for a protein of 587 amino acids. The record is from RefSeq and is a predicted model, not a curated record.
ACCACAUGGUGCUUCUCAGCGUUCAUCGUGGGUGAAAGUCAGUAUAGUUCUCAAGAACCGAAGAGGGAUGUGUGCUAGUUCGCCUCUACCGAAAGCGCUUGUUAACUUCAUGAUGGCUACCUCUCAACCUCCCGUCGAGCCAAUCGUCGAGAGCGGCACCCCAGUGAAACGCAAUACGUCACGGCCUUCUUCAAUUGAUCCGUUCAAGGGAGAAAAGAAUACAGCCGACAACGAUGUUGAAGUUCAGGUUUCUACCCAAGAGGAGGAAACGCCGGUAACUUUUAGCCAAAGAUAUCGACCAUUCAUCUUGGGGAGCCUGGCCACGCUUAUCUUGGGUUGGUGGAUCAGUGCGACAGUACUAAAGGCGACAAGGCAUCGAUGGAUUGUGCAAACGCUGUUUGCAUGGGCGUUUAUCUUAAUAAUUGCCUUUCGAUACAUUCCAAACUCGGUCGUGACGCGACCUGUAUCAGCCAUUUGGGAGCCGCUUGUUCAGCAACCAUGGUAUAAAUUACCCUAUCGGGCCAGGCUUGCGGUUGGCUGGCUUUGUCUGUUGGCAAUCGUGUUCGGUUCCGCUUUUGGGUUCAAGCUUGAAAAGGGUACGACUUUUGGAGACAGGGCCAUUAAUGUCCUUGGUCUCUUCGUCUUCCAACUUGGAUUCUGGGCCACGUCGGCAAAUAGAAAAGAGAUCCCUUGGCCUACCGUCAUCGUUGGACUCUUCUUACAACAGGUUGUCGCAUUGUUCGUUUUGAAAACUGGCGCUGGAUUUUCGAUAUUCAAAUGGGUCGCUACUCUGGCAAGCGACUUUUUGAGCCAAGCGGAAGCUGGUGCCGCCUUUUUCUUCGAUGCGGACACCAUAAGCAAGCACUGGUUUUUCGUCAACACUCUGGCAUCUAUCAUCUUCUUCAUCGCAUUCGUUCAAAUGAUGUAUUAUCUUGGCGUAAUGCAAUGGGUCAUUAAGAAUUUCGCGUGGUUCUUCUUCAAAAUCAUGAAUGUCUCAGGAGCCGAGGCCGUGGUAGCGGCAGCUUCUCCCUGGAUCGGUCAAGGAGAAUCUGCCUGCCUUGUUCGGCCUUACGUUGAUUGUCUGUCUCCAUUCGUUCUUUUCCUUCAUCUGACAAUGACCUCCGGGUUUUCUACAAUUGCCGGGUCGGUACUGGCUGCCUAUAUCAGUCUGGGUGUCCCAGCUGAGAAUCUUGUAACCUCAUCGGUCAUGAGUAUCCCUGCUUCGAUGUCUAUUAGUAAGAUGCGGCUUCCUGAAACUGAAGAGCCUGUCACCCGUGGUCAUGUCACUGUUGACCGCGGAGAGAGCAAGGCGAAGAGACCUGUGAGUGCAAAUGCUCUCCAUGCUUUUAGUCAGGGUGCGGUAUUUGGACUUAUUGUUGCGGGACAGAUUUUAACAAACGUCCUCACCGUCUUAUCUCUUGUUGCGGCGACCAACGGCCUCCUCACCUGGGUUGGUCGUGGCUUUGGCAUUCACAAUCUCACCCUUCAGCUCGUCAUUGGAUACAUCUUCUACCCGGUUACAUUCUUCCUAGGCGUGCCGCGUGCUGAAAUUCUGACGGUCUCUCAAUUUUUUGCAACUAAAUUGGUUGCCAAUGAGUUCGCUGCAUAUCUACAAUUGCAAAGCCUAAUGAAAACGGCGCCGCUCUCUUUCCGAGCGUAUACCAUCUGCUCCUACGGCCUCUGCGGUUUCGCCAACCUUGGGUCCCUUGGUAUUCAGGUUGGUGUCCUUGGCGCGUUAGCACCGUCUAGGAGUAAAGUCAUCGCACGUAUUGCCUUUUCGGCCAUGGUCUGUGGAUUUUUGUCAACGCUUCAAACAGCAGGGAUUGUGUAA